Messenger RNA from Hirundo rustica (Barn swallow), 1938 nucleotides. It is a transcript of the gene TCN2, whose product is annotated as transcobalamin 2. The record is from RefSeq and is a predicted model, not a curated record. Gene Ontology annotation, molecular function: cobalamin binding. Gene Ontology annotation, biological process: cobalamin transport. Lineage: Eukaryota; Metazoa; Chordata; Aves; Passeriformes; Hirundinidae. The coding region runs from base 574 to 1893 and encodes 439 amino acids. The transcript is spliced from 10 exons.
CCCAGCGGUGGCCCGGGAUCCCCUCCCGGGCUCGGGGGAUUCGGUUCUGUGGCUCAGGACUCCACGUCCCCCCCGGAAAGGAGGGUUUUACCUCUUGGGGCUCAGGACCCCCACAUCCCCCGGCUUUAGGGUUUUAUUUUUUGGGGUUCGUGCCCCCUCCCCGCCUGUCCCUCGGCUCCCGCUUGGGGCUGAUCAAUCUCCGUUUUCUCAAUUAAAUCGUAGUUCGACGCGAGCAUGGGAAUUCUCGUUUCCAAAGGGGCCGGAUUUGGCCGGUCUCACCCGUCUAUUUUCGGGCCGUGACCGCCGGUGUUGACCCGGGCAGCGGCACCUCGGGUCAGGCUGCCCCGGGCGGGGUGUCCCGGGCUGGCCGGGACUGCCCCCGCUCCCCUCGGCCGUGCCUCAGCCAAAGUUCUGCCCCGUUUGUGCUGACUCGGCCCCGGCGUGCGGAAACGGCCCCUCGCCACACCUUCCCGAGCUAUCCCCGCUCCCGGCCCGGCUCAUCCUGCCACUCCCGGCUGUCCGGCGGGGCUGUGCCGAGCUGUGUCACCCCCGUGUCCCCCGUCCCGCUGCAGCAUGGGGCUGCCGCUCGUCCUGCUGCUGUUGCUGCCCGCGCUCCUGCCCGCCCGGUGCUGCGAGCCCCCGGAGGGUUCGGCGGGCGCCGUGCGGGCGCUGAGUGCGCGGCUGCUGGGGCUGGCGGGGGACCCCGCGCGGGACCCCGACCCCGCCGUGUACCUGGCGCUGCGCCUGGCCCGCGAGCACGACCCGCGGCUGGAGAGGCGCUACCUGGAGCGGCUGCAGGACGCCUUCCGGCACCCCUACGGCAGGAGCCUGCAGGCCCACGGUCGCUCCCGGUGGGACGCUGAGCUCAGCACGAGCGCGGCGGAGCCCCCGCACACGGGGCGGCUGGCACUGUACCUGCUGGGGCUGGGGGCCACCUGUCCCCCACCCGGUCCCCAUCGCUCGCUGGUGACGUGGCUCAAGUACUACCUGGAGGAGGACUGGAAAGGCUCCCGUCGGCACGGCCACCCCCUCACCAGUUACUACCAGUACGGGCUGGGCGUGCUGACGCUGUGUGUGCACCACAAGCGGGUGCGGGAGGAGGUGAUCCGGCGGCUCCUCACGGCCCAGCACCACGGAAGGCUCGGGCACGGUGGCAACGCCGUGGACACCGAGGCCGUGGUGGCACUGGCCUUCACCUGCCUGGAGCAGAGGAGGUUGGUGGGGACAGAGCUGGCGGCCGAGCUCCGGGCGGCCGCACACGGGGCCAGCAGGAGCAUGGCCGAGGCCCAGGGCCCCGACGGCGUCAUCGGCAACAUCUACAGCACCCCGUGGGCCCUGCAGGUGUUCCUGGCCACAGGUGCGUGCCAGACGGAGCCAGCGUUUGGCCGGGCUGUGGCUGCACUGCUGGAGAACAUGGAAGCCUUCGGCACCGCCCCCACCAUGGCCCAGGUGCUGCCGGUGCUGCACGGCCGCUCCUACCUGGACAUCGCCUCCAUGCGCUGCCGGGAGGAGCCAGACACGCUGACACCUCUGGACAUGGAGCCCCUGGCUGAGGUGCCGGGGAACAAGACGGUGCAGCUGGUGGUGGAGUGUCCCCUGCCCUGGUGCUACGAGCUCCGGCUCUACGACCGCCCCGUGCCCGUGCCCGCCGCCGCCUCUCUCCUGGACGUGCUCCAGGCGGCUGCUGCGCUGGAGCCCCAUGACUUCAAGUUCCACACCCAGGACACCCCCCAGGGCCCCUUCCUGACCCAAGUGCUGGGGCUGGAGGCCCGGCAGGAGAAGCGGAACUACUGGCAGCUCCUGACUGCGCCCAACACCCCCCUGCAGAUGGGUAUUGCUGACUACAGACCCCAGGAUGGGGAGACCCUCAUCCUGCGCCUCAGCGAGUGGUAGAGGGUGGGGGAUGAUGGCAAUGAAAUCUCCUCUGUGGGCACAGGA